This is a messenger RNA of Salvelinus namaycush (lake trout), 1069 nucleotides long. RefSeq names its product RING finger protein 151-like. The transcript is spliced from 5 exons. NCBI's taxonomy places the organism in Eukaryota, Metazoa, Chordata, Actinopteri, Salmoniformes, Salmonidae. The record is from RefSeq and is a predicted model, not a curated record. The coding region runs from base 1 to 846 and encodes 281 amino acids. Gene Ontology annotation, molecular function: zinc ion binding.
AUGCGUAAUGACCUGUCUAGGCUCCAGAUCCGUUGUGUUAACUCUGGCCAGGGCUGUGAUGCCGUCUGCUGCCUGGAGACACUUCACACACACGAGGACGAGUGUCCAUUCACCUUCAUAUCCUGCUCCUCCACAGGUGGAGACUACAUAUGUUACCAGUGCGGUUGUCCGGUGCAGGUGGAGAGGAGGGGUCUAGAUUCUCACCUGUUGGAGUGUGAGUUCCGCAGCAGGGCGUGUCCUAGCGGCUGUGGCCACACCCUCCUCUCUGUAGACCAAUCACAGCACAACUGUGUUGCAGAGCUACGAACAGAAUUAGAGCUGCUCAGGGCAGAGAUGUUGGGUAAGGUGGAGGAGGUGAGGCGUGAGAUGGAGUCGAGGCUGGACUCUCAGAGGAGACACAUGGUGCAGAAAGAGUCUCUGCUGAAGAGCGAGGUGGAGGACCUCAAGGGCCAGGUGUCGAGGGUGGUGUGUGAUGUGCGGGCUCUCUUGGGGGCAGAGCGCCUGCGGAGACAGGAGCUGGCAGAAGCGGAGCUAGAGAAGAGGGAGCUACUGGAGACGCUCCGGAGCCUGCAGCCAUGCAGGGGCCAGCGGAACAGAGACGAGCCAAUCAGAGGACUGUAUCAAGAAGACGGGACAAUUAGUAGCCAGCAUCAAGUGGAACACCCAACCAGGGGCCUGCUGAGGGCGUGGUCAACACAGGCUUCUACCCAAUCACUACCCUCGGCUUUGCCCACUCCAGCCUUAUACCCGCCUACCUCCCCACAGCUAGGGGAGGGGUCACGCAAGGCCCGCCCCCGCAGCCUUACCCUCGACUGCAUCAAGAGCAGAGAGGUCACCGUCAUCUGAGGGGCCAUUCCUAAUGUUACUGUGUUAUGUUCAGCACUGGGUUAUGUUCAGUAGGCGCAAAUGAGAGAAAAUGCUUUAAGUUCCUCAAUUCCUUCUUCAUUUAACUGUCUCAAAACAUUUUUAUCUGGUGUGGCAUCUCCUGAACGCACCCUUGAUGAUUGGCAGGUACCUGUGACAUUGCUUCAACUCAGAGAAAACCAGCCUGCUGAGAUCCUAAAUAAAG